Trichoderma citrinoviride is the source of this 1774-nucleotide messenger RNA. RefSeq lists its product as hypothetical. Lineage: Eukaryota; Fungi; Ascomycota; Sordariomycetes; Hypocreales; Hypocreaceae. The transcript has 4 exons. Bases 14 to 1774 code for a protein of 586 amino acids. The record is from RefSeq and is a predicted model, not a curated record.
UCACUCUGUCAACAUGGAAGAAGGCGACGACUACGGCACCGGGGGCCUGAUGGAUGACCCCGAGGAUUACUACCCCUCCACGCCUCCCCCGACGACGCAAAUCUUCACCAUGGGAAGCGGCAAGGAGAUUGUUCUACACCUGGUUGGCCACAGCCCUACGGAGGCGCAUCACCUGUGGAACGGCGCAAAGAUCAUAUCAGACUACUUCGAGGAGGACCCUGCGCGGGUACGGGGCAAGAGUGUGCUGGAGCUCGGGGCCGCGUCGGGACUCCCGUCGCUGGUGGCUGGCAUCCUGGGUGCGAAGAAGGUCGUCAUGACCGAUUUCCCGGAUCCGGAUCUCGUCAUGAACAUGCAGAAGAACAUUGACGAGUGCGACGAGACAACGGAACCAAAGGGGCAUAUUGCCAAGACGAUUGAUGCGACUGGAUUUGUCUGGGGAGGAGACCCGGCGCCUCUCCUUGCCCGUCUUUCAUCUGGCGAGAAUGGCUCAAGUGCUACUGCGACGACAGAGGAGCGCUUCGACGUCUUGAUUCUCGCGGACCUGCUGUUUCGGCACUCGGAGCACGGCGCCCUGGUCAAGACGAUUCGGGAGACAAUGAAGGUGUCGCAGGCGAGCGCGGCGUACGUCUUCUUCACCUCGUACCGGCCGUGGAAGAAGGACCUGGACAUGGGCUUCUUCGACGUGGCGCGAGAGGCUGGGUUUGAGGUGGAGCAGGUUUUGGAGAAGAAGCUGGAGAAGCCGCUGUUUGAGAAUGAUCCGGGCGAUUUGGAUGUGCAGAAGACGGUCAAGGGGUUCGUCGUGCGGUGGCCGGAAAUUAUAGCGGAAACUAGUUUUCGACAUGCAUUCGAUCCUCCAGAGCUUCUAUGUUACCCAGCCCCGCAUUCAGUUGAUAUAAGGCUGCUCCAUCAUCUUGCCACCAUGUCAGCACAAACCUCCUCCUCCUCCUCCUCCUCCUCCUCCCCGAAGCUCUCCCAGCUCCAAGCCAACGGCUUCGUCGUCGUCAAAUCCAUCCUCGCCCCCUCCCAGCUGUCCCUCCUCCGCGCCGCAAGCCUCGAGGCAGCGAGCCUCGCCCGCGCCGGCAAAUGGCCGCACGUCCGCACCAUAGGCAAGCAGUUCCCGCCCUGGGACCCGGCAGACGCCCCGUCGCACGGCAUCUGGGGCGUGCAGCACCUGAUGCACCCGCAGCUGCCGGGCCACGCGGCCUUUGCGGCGCUGUACUUCUCCGAGGAGAUCCUGGGCAUCGUCAAGGAGCUGUUGGAAUGCAAGGACGACGAGCUGGUGAUGGAGCUGUUCAACAUGCUCGUGCGGCCGGACAAGGGUGACUUCGAGCUGCGCUGGCACCGCGACGACAUCCCCGCGGAGGCGUCGGCGGAGGAGGAGCUGGAGAGGCUGGGGAGGCCUGCGUUCCACGCGCAGUACAACCUCGCGCUGUGGGAGGACGAGUCGCUCGUUGUGGUGCCGGGGUCGCAUGCGCGCGCGCGGACGGAGGCGGAGCGGGCGGCGGGGCCGUUUGAGAGGGCGUUGCCGGGACAGCUGGUGGUGAGGCUGGAGCCGGGGGAUAUCGUGUUUUAUAACAACAACAUCCUGCACAGGGGGGUGUAUGACUGCGGGAGGGAGAGGGCGACGCUGCACGGGUCGGUGGGACACGUGGGCGGGAGCAGGCUGAGGGCGAGGAACGUGCUGCAGCAUGGGGUUGGGGACUGGGGGAUGAGGGAGCGGCUGGUGAGGAUGGGGGGCGAGAGUGGUGAGGUUGGGUAUUCGCUGGAGGGGUGA